AAAAGCUUUUAGGACCAACAAAGAAAAAUGAAAAAAAUGAGUGGGCAUGGAACACUAGGGCCGAUGUGGACAAAUAGCAAGUUUGAGAACGUCAAACCUUAACUCUGUUUGUUAAUAAUUUCUUUUAUCGCAACUUAUUUUAAAAUUUUCAGUUUGCAGAAGUUAACUUACCCACUGUGACUGCGUUGUUGAACUCAUAAAAGUCUUGGAUGAUGAAUCCCAACACUCCUCAAAAUCAACUUUCAGACUCCGUACCUUUCCACUUGGCUGUCGUGCCUGAAGAGGUCCCUCUGGAUAUUUCAGAGGAUGAAGAUGCUAAUCUUGCCGUAAACUCCACUUCAAGUCCUGCUUAGAGUAAUCCUACCUUAAAACCUCUUUCAAGUCUUAUUGAGAGGCUUUUUGCUCAGGGAUUUGAGGGUGAAGAAGAAGAGUUUGACUUUGUUUCUGAAGAGCCACCUCUUGCGACCCUUCCUUUGAGCCUCGUUGCUCCUACUACUAACCUCGUUGUUGUCCCUCGUGAUGAAGUUGGUCCUUCCAUUGGGAGAGGUACGAAGCAGGUUAUGAUUGAAGUCCCCGAGAGCAUGAAUUUACUAAAGAAAUCCAACUGAGUUGCGGUUUGGUUGAAACCUUUAAUUGGGCCCCUCGAGAGGGAAAAACUUGAAUCUCACUCCUCUAUCACUCUGAUGAAUGAUGUUAUUCAUUCUGCUCUUAAGAUUAACUUAACAUGUAUGGAGCUAAUGAGGAGAGUGGCUUAGACUGAGUAGCAGGUUGCAGUGUUGAGCAUGGAAGCUGACAAUUGAAAAGAGCAAUUUGAGAGCCUCCAACUAAAGAAGGAUAUUUUGGCUGUUGAGAAGGAGACUUUGGAGCAACCGAUUAGGAUCACUACUGCUGAAUUAGCAGUAAUGAAAGCUUCCGCCAAUCAAGCUGAGAAGGAAAAAGAUAGGAUGGAGGCCACAUUUUCUGAGCAACAUUCAAGGGCCACUAAGGAGAUUCGGUAUUUGAAAGAACUUCUGAAUAAAAAAGAAGUGUAUGCGGGUGAUCUGGUCCAAGCAUUGAUUCAAGCCCAAGAAUAUCUCCGCACCUCUUCCAACAUAGUUAGUUCCCUUAAAUCUACUCUUAAACCUUUGAAGGUUUCUUAUGAAACAGCCGAAUCUGAAAAAGAAGAACUGAGGGCUGAAGUUGACCAAUUGGAGAAAGAUUGUGAGGCUCUCGAGGAUAAGCCAACUCUGGAUAUAAGUUGGGCCUUCCUGAACACGCUUCUUGAAACUUUGACUAAGGCUAGCCAAGAAGGCUUUGAUCUAGAAUCUGAGAUUGCUAUGGCUUGGGAUGCAAUUGAAACUACUCAGCAACGUCAAAGUUUCUAUACACCUGAGGACGAAAGUACCAAGAGUGAUUUAAGCAAUGAUAGUUCAGAGGCUGAUCCUGCUGAUCCCCAACUUUCAUCUUCUAGUCCCCAAGUUGAUCCUUCCGCUUCUUCUCAAGAUGCUCCCUAGUUUUCUCUUCAGCAAUAAUCUUUUAUGUUUCUUGGAUAUUUUCGGAUAUUUUUUUAUUUGUUUAUCAGAAACUUUUAUCAAUGUUAAA
Molecule: messenger RNA, 1581 nt
Organism: Nicotiana tabacum (common tobacco)
Lineage: Eukaryota; Viridiplantae; Streptophyta; Magnoliopsida; Solanales; Solanaceae
Source: RefSeq, a predicted model, not a curated record